Camelina sativa (false flax) is the source of this 990-nucleotide messenger RNA. Lineage: Eukaryota; Viridiplantae; Streptophyta; Magnoliopsida; Brassicales; Brassicaceae. The record is from RefSeq and is a predicted model, not a curated record.
AUGCGAAUUGUGCAACGUCUCUCUACCGAAAUCGAAUAUUUCCGCCAAACCCAGGAUGCAACCGGACGGCCUGGGAGUGGAGGGAUACGACCUUGUAGCAUCCCUUUUGGGGUUGAUCAGUUUGACCAACGAACUGAGGAAGGGGUUAAAGGAGUGGCGAGUUUCUUCAACUGGUAUUACAUGACUUUUACUAUAGUACUGCUCAUUACACAGACCGUAGUUGUGUAUAUCCAGGACCAAGUCAGUUGGAUUAUCGGCUUUAGUAUCCCUACCGGACUCAUGGCUCUUGCGGUGGUUAUGUUUUUUGCCGGAAUGAAACGUUAUAUCUACGUUAAACCUGAAGGGAGUAUAUUCUCUGGGAUUGCUCAAGUUGUCGUGGCAGCUCGUAAGAAGCGAAAGCUGAAAGUUCCGGUAGAAGAUGACGGCACUGUGACCUAUUACGACCCAUCCAUCAAAUCUAGCGUGUUAUCCAAGUUACACCGCAGUAACCAAUUCAGGUUUCUUGACAAAGCGGCGGUGAUAAUAGAAGGCGACCUAACACCAGAGGGAGCUCCAUCAGACAAGUGGCGGUUAUGCAGCGUCCAAGAAGUGGAAGAAGUGAAAUGUUUGAUCCGAAUCGUUCCUGUUUGGUCGGCCGGAAUAAUCUCACUUGCGGCCAUGACAACACAAGGCACUUUCACUGUCUCUCAAGCUUUGAAAAUGGAUCGACACUUAGGUCCUAAUUUCGAGAUUCCGGCUGGUUCACUCUCUGUCAUCUCUCUACUCACAAUAGGCGUCUUUCUUCCCUUUUACGACCGUGUUUUUGUUCCCUUCAUGAGGCGAAUCACCGGCCAUAAAUCAGGAAUCACACUCCUCCAACGUAUAGGGACAGGGAUCGUGUUCGCGAUCUUCUCUAUGAUCGUUGCGGGCAUUGUGGAGCGUAUGAGACGCAGACGCUCCAUUAGUGCUGGAGAUCCAACAGNUGGGAUAAACAAGCUCAUGAUCAACUAA